Molecule: messenger RNA, 1096 nt
Organism: Drosophila takahashii
Lineage: Eukaryota; Metazoa; Arthropoda; Insecta; Diptera; Drosophilidae
Product: transcriptional adapter 1-like
Biological process (GO): regulation of transcription by RNA polymerase II
Cellular component (GO): SAGA complex
Molecular function (GO): transcription coactivator activity
Source: RefSeq, a predicted model, not a curated record
UUAGCUAAACGGUCACUCUGAACAGCUGCUAAAAUUUGUUUUCAUUGCAAAAUCCUGUAAUUUUCUGUUUAUCCACGAUUGAUUGGCCGUAAAAUGCUGACCGACCGAGUGCUGGCCACCAAGGAGGCGCUAGUGGUGGCCCUGGGCGACAACUGGGAGCGCUACCGGGCCAACAUGAAGAACUGGUUCCGCAGCCGCUGGACCAAGGAGGAGUUCGAUGCGGAGUCGCGAAAGAUCCUCUCGCCGGACAAACUGCAUCUGCACAACCAGUUCCUGCUGGCGCUGCUCAACAAGAUCGAUGCCUUCUCUCCGGUGGACAAUCCGCCGGCUGUGCAAAACAGCAGCAGUGGUGGCGGCAACCGGAGCAAGCGGCGCAAGCGAAGCUCUCGCACCUUCGCCGAGCGUCUGAACUUUGAACUCUGCGAGGUCCUGGACUUUGUGGCCGAGGACAAUAUGCAGGUCAUCCGGCCACCGCCCGCCAUCAGUGGAGCCUCGGAGCAGCAGCAGCAGCUGCAGUCACAGCGCUACUGCGCCCAGGAGCUCUUCCUGCCCGAUGCGGGCUUCAUAAUGGGACGCUUUCUGAUUGGCGCCUGGGAAAUCGGACUCGUGUCCGUGGAUGACAACGUCGCCGAGUACGUGGCCAUGGCCGUGCAGGUGCUGCUCAAGGAUCUGCUGUCUGCGAUCAUCAAGAAGCGUAAGCAUUACAAGACCAGCGGCGAGGGAAACUUCUACUACGAUGUGGGUGCUCCGCUAAGGGAUCCAUCGCUGCGCAACACCGUCACCCGGCAGAAAGUGGACGACACGCCGCUGGAGCUGGACAAGGAGCUGAAUACGGCCAACUUUAUGCGGCGACAGAACGACGAUGUGACCUUUUUGUCAGCCUGCGAAGAAGUCCUGCCCAGCGAGCGCACAGUGAUCACCCUCAAGGACUGCCAGCUGGCCUUCCGCGAUCGCAACCUGAUCGGCUCCCAUGCCGUCUACUCCAUCAACAUGGAACGACUCAACAUGAUGAUGCAUUAGUUUAUUAGUUGUACUUAAUUAAUAUCAGCUCUAUGUAGAAUUAUAUACAUUAUACGCUAGUUUUUGGCUCAGCAAA